CGCGCGUGGUGCCUCGAGCAAGCGCGGCAGAAGAACUACAGCAGCUCGUUCAACCCGAACGGGAACGGGUACCUCUCGGUGUACGGCUGGUCGACGAGCCCCCUCAUCGAGUACUCCAUCGUCGAGUCGUACGGCACCUACAACUCCAGCACGGGAGCGACCUUCAAGGGCACCGUGAGCAGCGAAGGCGGCACGCACAACAUCUACACUGCGCGGCGCGUCAACGCACCGUCCGUCCAGGGCACGCAGACGUUCACCCAGUUUUGGUCUGUCCGGACGAGCAAGCGCGUCGGCGGCACGGUCACGACCGCGAGCCACUACCCAUGA
Messenger RNA from Epithele typhae, 327 nucleotides. RefSeq names its product family 11 glycoside hydrolase. Gene Ontology annotation, biological process: xylan catabolic process. The transcript has 2 exons. NCBI's taxonomy places the organism in Eukaryota, Fungi, Basidiomycota, Agaricomycetes, Polyporales, Epitheliaceae. The record is from RefSeq and is a predicted model, not a curated record. Gene Ontology annotation, molecular function: hydrolase activity, hydrolyzing O-glycosyl compounds. The annotation marks the transcript as partial.